GUCGCGGAGCGCCGCCAUGUCCUUCAAGCGGGAGGGGGAUGACUCGGGCCAGCUGAACGUGCUGCAGAAAAGAAGAGUUGCAGAUCUGCUGGCAAACUACAUCCCGGAGGACGAGGCGCUGCUGCUAAGGAACGGCAGAUACGCCUGCACAGUAUGUUUCCACCGUCCUGUCUUCGACACGCUUGACAUGCUGACGGUCCAUAGGGCCGGCAAGAAACACGUCGCUAGCCUGCAGACGUUCUACGGAAAGAAGCGGUCGCGCGAGAAUGAGGUGCAGAAGUGGCGGCAGCAGGAGUUCCUGCGGGCAGAGGAGGCGGGCACGCAGGAUCUUGCGUGCCCUGCACCCUUGCUGGCUCAGACCAGGAAGAUUGCCCAGAAUGCUUUGCUGAAAGCCUCUCCUUAUAACAGCUGCUGCCGAAGAAACAGGCCCGAUGGCAGCGGCUCAAGCGUUAGUUCUUCUAGGACGGAGCCUGCUGCCCCCGCUGCCUUCGGGAGUGCCAUUGGGAAGCAGUCAGCAGAGCCGGGAAGCUCCAUGGCGAGAGGUGAAGAGGGAUGUGCUGCUGUGGACACCCCCCACUCCACACGGCUUCCUGGACACGCCAGCCCUCGAGCAGACUUGCAGAAGGAACCUGCUGCGAGGAUCAAGAGAAGCAGCAAAAGAAAAUCCUCCUUGUCUGCCCAGCCUGGAGCCAUCAGCCCUGAGAAGCGCCAAGCCCUGGAGCACUAUCUUCUGCUCAGGAGCUCAGGCUGGAUCCAGGACCCUUCCGGCAAGUGGGUGAAAGAUGAGAAUGUGGAGUUCGACUCUGAUGAGGAUGAGCCACCGUCCCUGCCGCCGUCCUGACUUCUCAGCCUCUGCCGGCUAGCGGGAUACCCCCAGGAACCGGGCCCGGUACUGAGCUACGCUGACCAUCUCUUGGGAUGGGGCUGGCAGAGGGGGGCAGGAACAGCCUGUCUGCAUCUUCCUAUCCGGCCCCCAUGGCUUUGAUUUUGGAUAUAAAUCACCAGGGAAGAAGGAUCUUUCCAAACAGUUCCUAGAAACCCGCAUCGCCGCUUCACUGUAUCCACGGACACUGCUGGGGUCACUCACAGUGGGAGCUGCCAUGUCGCCACCGCCACAGGUUCCCAGCACGAGGUCUGCUCUGUCUCUGGGGAUGAGCACAAGGGUGAGAUGCAGCUCUCGGCGGGACACAGAGGAAAGCGGGGUAUGCUGGAGGAAGUCAGUGCUUCGGGCUCAUCUAGCAUCUUUCAACCCAGGAUCUUAAAGCGUCUCCCAGAGGGAGGCAAGUAUCAUGCCCCUUUCGUGUGGGGAAACUGAGGCACAGACUAGCAGCAACGUCUAUGUGAGUCAGUGGGAAAAGUCAGGAUAGAUCUCAGGAGUCCUGACUCCCUCUUAUGUUCUGAUCACUUUCAUUAGGUGUAUUACGGUAGCACCUAGGCACCCCAGCCGUGGAUCGGGACCCCAUUGUGCUGGGCGCUGCACAGAUACAGAACAAAGAGACGCUCCCUGCCCCCCAGAGCUCACUGGACAAUGCUCUCUCCUAACAGGCAAUUCUUUGGCCUUUUUUUUCCUCAUGUGGUUUUUGUUUUUAAGAAGUCGAUCUGAAAAUCGAAUUGGCUUCUCCCUGCGCUGCGGGGGUGGCUUGGUACAUUAAAAAGCACCACAGACGUCUUCUGUUCUCCUGCUUCCUGGGGCCUAUUCUGCAGCAGCCCACUGGUGAGGUGACACCUUCCUAUUUGCAUUACAUUUGACGCUUCAUUUAAAAGAGAUGUAUGUUAGCGACCACACAUAGUAACAAGGAAAAGGGUGGUGGUCUCUGUGAGGCAUUCCGGGGCCUGAGCAUGGGCUUAAUUGUAAAUAUGGGAGCAGUCCCAUUUGAAAUCAGGGCUUCAAGUUAAGCACAGGUCUAAGUGCUUUGCUGGAUCAGA
Messenger RNA from Terrapene triunguis (Three-toed box turtle), 1926 nucleotides. It is a transcript of the gene SCNM1, whose product is annotated as sodium channel modifier 1. The coding region runs from base 17 to 841 and encodes 274 amino acids. Gene Ontology annotation, biological process: RNA splicing. NCBI's taxonomy places the organism in Eukaryota, Metazoa, Chordata, Testudines, Emydidae. The transcript is spliced from 8 exons. Gene Ontology annotation, cellular component: nucleus. The record is from RefSeq and is a predicted model, not a curated record.